Molecule: messenger RNA, 1309 nt
Organism: Trichomycterus rosablanca
Lineage: Eukaryota; Metazoa; Chordata; Actinopteri; Siluriformes; Trichomycteridae
Gene: tspan4a
Product: tetraspanin 4a
Exons: 7
Coding region: 1-966 (321 amino acids)
Cellular component (GO): plasma membrane
Source: RefSeq, a predicted model, not a curated record
AUGCGCCGUUCAAGCACGGACGAGACCCCGUACCGGCGCAGUCCAUCCCUGGAGAGCAAGACUGGCUCACCUUCGUUUUGUUUUAGCGGGGAGCGUGAACGCCGCGGCGCACCCUUCGGAUUCAGUUUCCGCACUACCCCGGGAACAAAGACUGCCAAAGCGGGCUAUGCAACAGCUCAGGGCAGAAAGUAUGUGGUGUUUUACCUGGACCUCUCCUUCAUUUUUCUUCUAGAACUGCGCCGCUGCAGGAUGGCUGAGGGCUGCAUGAGGGCCCUGCGCUACGCCAUGGUCUUCUUUAACCUUCUUUUCUGGCUUGGAGGAUGUGGGAUUUUGGGAGUAGGAGUUUGGUUGUCAGUCACCCAGGGAAACUUUGCCACCCUCUCAACCUCCGUACCAUCUCUGUCGGCUGCCAAUCUUCUGAUCGCAGUGGGAGCCAUCAUCAUGGUGAUUGGCUGUCUGGGAUGUGUGGGAGCAGUCAAGGAGAGCAGGCCAUUACUGCUCAGUUUCUUCGUCCUGCUUCUCCUGAUUUUCCUGUUGGAGAUUCUCUUCAUCAUCCUCUUCUUCGCAUAUCAGGAUCAGAUUGACCAGUAUGCACAAAGUGAUCUAAAGAAAGGCCUGCAGCUCUUUGGCACUGAGGGAAAUAUUGGUCUGACCAAUGCCUGGAGCAUCGUCCAGACUGACUUUCGCUGCUGUGGAGUGACUAAUCACACAGACUGGUUUGAGGUUUACAACGCCACCCGGGUUCCUGACUCCUGCUGUCUGGAAUAUAGUGACAACUGUGGCCUGGAGAACCCAGGGACCUGGUGGACUGCUCCUUGUUAUGAGCGGGUGAAAGGCUGGCUGCAGGAGAACCUGGUGGCUCUGUGGAUUUUUGCACUCUGCACAGCUCUAACACAGAUUUUAGGUCUGGUCUUCUCCAUGACUAUGUUUUGUCAGGCUGUGAAAGUGGACACAUUCUACGCCUAGUGAACUGAGGAAAUGGAUUUGAAACAUCUUAACACAGUGGCAUUGAAGCACUGGACUGGUUCUUCUUUUUGUCUUUUUAUCUCAUUUUAAUGUUGAUAUGGCUGUCAUAUUUUUUCACACAAGCUCAAAGCUUUGCGGUUUCUUUUUUUUUCCCUGUCAAUACCCUGAGCUAUCCCUGUGUCAGCCAAAAGAUCAUAAGAAGAGAACAUUCUUUUGUGACCGAUAUAUGAGACAUUCUUAUUCUUGUGAGCAGAGCUUCUAUUGAGGGUCUAUAAAACUUGGAAGAUUUUCUAAGGACCUGCAGUUCCACAAAGGAAGUAAAUAAAUGAAGAAGCUGAGCAUA